ACUCUGGACACCAGUGAGGUUCCGUGGUGUUGACACCUGACCUUGAGCUGCCACGCUUCACUGGAUAUACCAGGCACCACGAGGCACCACACGGCACCACACGGCACCACGGAUGGUCCUUCUUAUCUCACUCCCUUCUUAUAAGUGUGGAUUUAUUACAGAUAGUCCCAGGUUCAUCAGCAUGGACGAGUGAUAAACCUCCAGUAUGGUACAACAUGACAUAUCGAAAUUGGGUACAGGUGGGUUUCCCGCUCGGUACUUGGUGGCGUUGAUCUCGGGCAUAGCAGGUAUCUUUCUCGCGAUAGUGGUGUACCUCGUGUGGUUUUAUUGUCGUCAGAAACGGAGCCAUCUUAACUGGCACGGGUCUUCAGACGGUGAGAAUUCCCCGAAUACCAUCACCAACGAUCUCAAGAUCAGCCAAAGUACGCCCGACCUAGUUCACCAGUUAAUGGCUGAAAAUGGAGGCGUCAGCCACUCAAAACCUAUCAUUUUUAAACACACCCAACGUCAAUCUACUUUACCUACGGUCUCCGAGAGGCAUGUGUCAUUCCAGCGUCAACUUUCCCACAAAUUGGACUUGUCCAACAUUGAAUUUACUGUCCAAAGUGUAAAACACAAGGAACAGCCAAACCUCGGAUCCAUCAAGCCAGAGUUGUAUAAACAGGUCUCCAUCGACAGUAUUAAAAGUGAGCAUUUGCUCUGUGGCAAGCUCUUCUUCAGUCUAAAAUACGACCAUGACCUUGGUGAACUGAAGGUCCUUAUUCACAGAUCAGAAGAUUUACCUGCAAAAGAUUUUUCAGGAACAUCGGAUCCAUAUGUGAAAAUAUAUUUACUACCAGACAGGAAACACAAAUGUCAGACAAAAGUUCACCGUAAAACUCUGAACCCCGAGUUCCAUGAAUCUUUCGCAUUCUCAGUUCCAUAUAAGGAAAUAACAUCGAGAACGUUACAGUUUAAUAUUUAUGAUUUUGACCGAUUUUCUCGCCAUGAUCUGAUUGGUGCUGUAGUGGUGAAGGAUAUUUUAAGUGAGGGAAGUUUGCUGAAGGAAACCUUUUAUGUGCGAGAUAUACUUUCAGCCAAUCAGGAGAAGUUUGACUUCGGAGAGUUGAUGUUAUCACUCUGUUACCUGCCCACGGCUGGAAGACUGACGCUGACCGUGGUCAAGGCCCGUAACCUAAAAGCAAUGGACAUCACAGGUUCAUCAGAUCCGUACGUGAAGGUUUCCCUGAUGUGUCAGGGGAAGAGGAUAAAGAAGAGGAAGACCUCUGUGAAGAGAAACACACUGAACCCUGUCUACAACGAGGCUAUGGUGUUUGAUGUACCACAGGAAAAUGUCGACGAUGUGUACCUGGUCAUUAAAAUGAUCGACUACGAUAGGAUUGGAAGUAAUGAGGUGAUGGGAUGCUGUGCUCUGGGACCCAAAUAUAACGGUGUAGGACGGGACCACUGGUUUGAGAUGCUCGAGUCGCCACGUAAGCCCGUCGCCCAAUGGUACGCCCUCCAGGAGCAUGUGCCCUGCUGCAUCGACACUCCAAAUGGCAAGUGUAAGUUUGGCUGUCGGCACUCCCGUCAGUCCACUGUCGACUCCAGUGAAGGAAGUACGUACUGAAAGGUCAGGUCACCUGACAGGUUUUGAUUGGCUGUGCAGAGGUCACCUGACCUUUGGCAAGGAUUAGAGGAGCAGUUUUGAUUCGUUGUACACGAAGUUUGUUAUUAGCUAUCUUUGAUUGGCUAAUAUUACAGAGUGCGGAAACGUCAAGACCAGGAAGUUAAAACGGUGAGAGAUAUUGUCAGAUUAUCUGCGGCUAACAUCCAGCAGACUAAUACUGAUGAAGGAGGAUUGAACCAAUCAGUUCCAAUCUUACAUUGUGAGGUUAAUUGGAAGACUGCCGUGGCUCCCAAGAGGAUCUGGAGGAUCCAGACAUACAUGUUUACCUGUGUUGUGGAGUCAUCCUUUCUGUCUACAUGUAAUAGAAAUGAUCUAGAGAUCCCAGAAAACCAUUGUAACAUGCAUGAAGACCAAACAACACAUGUGUAGAUCGUUUUCUUACUGUAGAAUGUAUACAUAUAUGUACCACAAACUGGCUUUGUAUAAAAUUCACAGGGACUUGGCGCAAAUGUUCAACCCACAGUCUACAUAUAUAUAUUUGGACCCUGGGUAGGGAAUUUGCGCCAAGACCCUGUGAUAAUAUCAACACUAGAUCUUGUAAUACCACAACAAAAUAUGGUUAUAACAUUUCCUGAUGAAUGUGACCGGAAUUAAGAGAUGUGUUUUAUAAGGUUAGAUGUUUCGAAGACCAUGUACCUUUAAUUUGCAUGAAACACCUGAACAUGAUUUCUAUUUAAGGCAUAUGAUCUGCGAUAUUUCCUCACAAAAAAUUUCAUCUGUUUUAAUUGAUAUAACUAUUGAAUGUGUUAUGAAAAAGCAUAUGGCACUUUCUUUUACCUUGAAUAUUAC
Messenger RNA from Pecten maximus, 2458 nucleotides. Its product is annotated as synaptotagmin-9-like. The record is from RefSeq and is a predicted model, not a curated record. Lineage: Eukaryota; Metazoa; Mollusca; Bivalvia; Pectinida; Pectinidae. Gene Ontology annotation, molecular function: calcium ion binding; phosphatidylserine binding; calcium-dependent phospholipid binding. Gene Ontology annotation, biological process: calcium-ion regulated exocytosis; regulation of calcium ion-dependent exocytosis; regulation of dopamine secretion. Gene Ontology annotation, cellular component: membrane.